AUGGAAUCACAGAAUGCAACGCAUUUCACUGAAUUUCUUCUCCUGGGCCUUUCAGAUGAUCCAGAACUACAACUACCCCUCUUUGGAAUGUUCUUGUCCAUAUACUUGGUCACAGUGCUUGGGAACCUGCUAAUUAUUUUGGCAGUAAGUUCUGACAACCACCUCCACACCCCUAUGUACUUCUUCCUCUCCAACCUGUCCUUGGCUGAUAUUGGCUUCACCUCCACUACAGUCCCAAAGAUACUAAAUGACAUCCACACCCAUCUGAAAAUCAUUUCCUAUGUUGAAUGCCUAGCUCAGUUAUCUUUGUUUAAUUUUUUUGGGUGUAUGGAUAAUAUGCUUCUCACUGCAAUGGCCUAUGACAGGUUUGUGGCCAUUUGUCAUCCCCUGCACUACUCAGUCAUUAUGAACCCCCGCCUCUGUGGUCUGCUGGUUUUGGCAUCUUUUUUUGUCAGUCUUUUGUAUGCCCAGUUUCACUGCCUGAUAGCUUCCCAACUCACCUUCUGUACUUAUGUGGAAAUCCCUAGUUUUUUCUGUGACCCACCACAACUUAUCAAGCUUGCCUGUUCUGACACCUCCAUCAACACCAUAUUACUGAAUUGUAUUGGUGCUAUCUUUGGUGGUUUUCCAGUCUCAUGGAUCCUUUACUCUUACACACGAAUUGUUUCCUCCAUUUUGAGAGUUCCAUCAUCAGGUGGUAGGUAUAAAGCCUUUUCCACCUGUGGCUCUCAUUUGUCAGUCAUUUGCUUAUUUUAUGGAACAGGCCUUGGAGUUUUCCUUAGUUCAGGUGUCUCACAUUCUCCAAGGAGUAGUGCAGUGGCCUCAGUGAUAUAUACUAUGGCCACACCCAUGCUGAACCCAUUCAUCUACAGUCUGCGGAACAGGGAUAUCAAAAGAGCUCUGCAGAAGCUCUUCAGAAGAACAGCUUAUAUUUAA
Messenger RNA from Chrysochloris asiatica (Cape golden mole), 936 nucleotides. Its product is annotated as olfactory receptor 18-like. Gene Ontology annotation, biological process: G protein-coupled receptor signaling pathway. Gene Ontology annotation, molecular function: G protein-coupled receptor activity; olfactory receptor activity. The coding region runs from base 1 to 936 and encodes 311 amino acids. Lineage: Eukaryota; Metazoa; Chordata; Mammalia; Afrosoricida; Chrysochloridae. The transcript has a single exon. The record is from RefSeq and is a predicted model, not a curated record. Gene Ontology annotation, cellular component: membrane.